Suillus clintonianus is the source of this 585-nucleotide messenger RNA. RefSeq lists its product as uncharacterized. The coding region runs from base 153 to 494 and encodes 113 amino acids. The record is from RefSeq and is a predicted model, not a curated record. The transcript has a single exon. Lineage: Eukaryota; Fungi; Basidiomycota; Agaricomycetes; Boletales; Suillaceae.
ACAAUGUUUAUAGUGGAGGAUCACCCACGAUCAUGCAAGCGCACCACCCAUCUCUGUACUUCGCGCGUUUGACAAAUUCCUGCUUACCGGAAGUUCAGACUCUUCCAUCAAAAUAUGGGAGGUGGUAGAACUAUCAUUCAGCGUAGUGAAUUAUGUUAAUUGUGACGGAUGAGGUGAAGGAGCUCCAAACCAUCUCGCUUCAAGGGUAUUAUCCUUUGUCCCUGGCACUCGCAUUUCUACCAUCUUCUGAAGGUGAGGGACUCAGUUUCGUCAUGAAUAGGCACCUUGCUUACUUUGGCGAAGCGAUAAUACUUGCGAUUGGCGGAACCGAUCGCAACGUGCACAUCUGGACACGCUCUGACGGACCAUUGGGUUUCACAUUCCAGCUAGGCUUCAAAUACUCAUUCAUUUUUUUAAGCCAGACAUGUACGAGUAGACUUACAGGCGCAUGUUUUGAUUCUUUUGAACAUUGCCGCACGCACGGACUUGUAUAGACUUGUAUCGACCCUUACAAGUCUGUCGCGAGUUUGUAGGGAAUGUACGGUGCUUCAAGUGACAGUUGUACUGGUUGCCAGAGGGUCUGCU